Dermacentor silvarum is the source of this 1239-nucleotide messenger RNA. RefSeq lists its product as uncharacterized. The record is from RefSeq and is a predicted model, not a curated record. Bases 103 to 639 code for a protein of 178 amino acids. Lineage: Eukaryota; Metazoa; Arthropoda; Arachnida; Ixodida; Ixodidae. The transcript has 5 exons.
CGCUCCCAUUGCAGCGCGCGCUACGCGGCAGGCCGCAUUUAUUGCCGUGGUUUUAUUAUUAGUUGUCAACGUAGUCGCGGAAAUCGACACGCAAGCCUUGCGAUGAUGGCGAGUUCGUCCUUCGGCAUAGCAUCCAAUGAGAACGCCGAUGAGACCACAGGAACUUUACCGCGGUCCAGCACUGCUGAAGUAACGACCAAGCCCUCACACGCUGCUUGUACGGUGGCUAAAACCGCUAGGCUCAUCGCCGAGUAUUCGCAGAUGAACAUGCAAGUGUCAGAACUUCAAGCUCGGCAAGAAUUCGAGUACCUGCGGCCCAGCCGAGUAGAAAAGUUUCGGGAUGCAAUGGAUGCAUCAGUGCUUAGAUUGACCAGAGCAGCAGAGCAGUCCAAGAGUCAGCUCAGCGAAGGCCACGACAUAGUAGUCAAUAGGAAGUUGGUCAAAGAAUGCAAAUCCAUGGCGUCACUUGUGCGUGACAUUGGCAACUCUAAGCGACUCCAGAACGCCACCACUGAGGACUUGACCUGGAAAGGCUUUGACCUCGAGAAGCUACGAAUGCAGCAGGAGGUUUUGAGCGCAGCAGCAGACGGUGUCGACGCGGACAUCAAAAAGUUGCAAGAGCGCAUCGGGCAACUGUGACAAGUUUGGCUGAGUGUAGAUUGCCUUCGAGUGUUCUGUAUAUUUAAAAAAAUUAUCAGUUUCUUGUUAGUGUUCACUAAAGUGUGUGGUACAGAUGUCUGUUUUUUUUCUUCUAAGCUUUCAAAGCUGUGCGUCUUUCCUUGCACGUGUGCUUUUGCUUUGUUGUAAAGCAAAAGUCAAAUGUGUCAGUAUGUUAAUGCCCUCUAUCCCGUGCCUGGGACCACGUUUGGAAACUAUAAAUUUUAUGUUCCAUUGUUUGUGCCUUUAAUCAUUAGCUAGAACGUCGCUAUAGUGGCUUUAACGCCAUGAUUGGGUAACCAUAACAGUAAUGGGUUACUGCAGAUAGAAUCUAUACUAGUAUAUCCCGGGCACUAGGUUAUGUUUGGAACUUCUAUUCGCCAUCUUUGCUUAGACCAAGAUGCCUACACCUGUUUGUAAUUGGUUAGAGACAUUUUUAAGAGGUUUUGUGUUGGUUGGUCGGCACGAGGGAUUAGAAAACGAAUGAAAAAUGAAAUGGGAUCGUUACAAACUACAGCUGCCAGCUGUCUUCAUCUUCGGCAUUUGAUACAAAGCGUUGAGCUCAUUAAGCGGCUGACAUGA